AUGGACAUUGCCAUCAUAGGAAUCGGAGCAAGGCUUCCUGGAGAUGCCUCUACACCGGAAGGGUUCUGGAACCUGCUCAUGAACGCUCGCUCAGCUCGCAGUGAAGCCCCGAAAUCUCGCUACAAUGCCGAGGCAUUCUACCACCCAGACCCAGAUAGGGCGGGCUCAACACCCGUUACGACAGGCCAUUUCCUAAACCAAGACCCCGGUGUCUUCGACGCCCCCUUUUUCUCCAUCACGCCGGCGGAGGCCAAAGCCAUGGACCCGCAGCAGAGACUACUCUUGGAAGUAUCCUAUGAGGCUCUCGAAAACGCCGGCCUCCGCAUCUCGGACCUCAAAGGCUCCAAAACCUCCUGCUACGCCGGCAGCUUCACCGGCGACUACCGCGACCUGACGAUGCACGACAACCAAGGUCACGGGCUGUACACGGCCACGGGCACGCACACCAGCCUCGUCGCCAACCGCGUGUCGUGGUUCUUCGACCUCGCCGGCCCGAGCGUAACCAUGGACACGGCGUGCUCGGCGAGCCUGACAGCCUUCCACCUCGCAUGCCAAGGCAUCCGCAACGGCGAGGCCGACAUGGCGACGCAGGGCCUCGUCGCCGGCACGCACCUGAUCCUGGGGCCGGACUCGACGCUCCUCCUCAGCGCCGGCCGGAUCCUCUCGCCCGAAGGGGCGUCGAAAGCGUUCGACGCGCGCGCGGACGGGUACGGGCGCGGCGAGGGCGUCGGCGUCGUCGUGGUCAAGCCGCUGGCGGCGGCGCUGCGCGACGGCGACACGGUCCGCGCCGUCGUGCGCGGCUCCGCCGCCAACCACAACGGCCGCACGCCGAGCCCCAGCCAGCCGAGCGCGCGCGCCCAGGCCGCGCUGACCCGCGCCGCGUACGCGCGGGCGGGGCUCCCGCCCUCGAGCUGCGGCUUCGUCGAGGCGCACGGGACGGGCACCGCGGUCGGGGAUCCGCUCGAGAUGCGGGCGCUGGCUGAGACGGUGGGGGAGGGACGCACGACCGACUUGUAUGUCGGGUCGGCGAAGACGAACAUAGGGCACUUGGAGGGCGCGGCGGGCCUGGCCGGGCUGAUCAAGUGCGUUUUGGUGGUGGAGAAGGGGAUCGUGCCUCCGAACGUUGGGUUCGAGAAGCUUAAUCCGAGGAUAGUGCUUCCCGAUCACGUCAAGAUAGCAACCGCGGCCGUCCCGUGGCCGACCACUGGCCCUCGCAUCGCCAGCGUGAACUCGUUCGGCUUUGGAGGAGCCAAUGCGCAUGUGAUCAUCGAAGACGCAUACCACUUCCUCCACGAGCGCGGUCUGUCAGGCAUCCACCAGACGGUAAUCCAUCCAGCACUCCCCCCCGGCGCCGUCAAUGGCCACACCAACGGCCACACCAACGGCGUCAACGGCCACACAAACGACUCCACCGAAGCUACCCCUCGCCCACGCCUCCUCGUCCUCUCCGCCCAAGACAAGCAAGGAACCCAGCGUCUCAGCAGCGCCCUCUCAUCCUACCUAUCCUCCACCGCCCCGCACCCCUCCCUCCUCCCCUCCCUCGCCCACACCCUCUCCCGCCACCGCACCCCCCUCCUCUGGAAAACCUUCCUCCUCGCGCCCACCCCCGCAGCUGCCCAAACCGCCCUCGCCUCCCCCCUACGCCCCCCGACGCGCUCCCCCUCCUCCUCGACGGGCCCCCGCCUCGCCCUCAUCUUCACCGGCCAAGGCGCGCAAUGGCCCACCAUGGGCGCCGCCCUCUUCGCGCACUCGGCCACCUUCCGCGCCUCCAUGGCCGCCAGCCAGCGCACGCUCGCCUCCCUCGGCUGCCCGUGGGACAUCCGCACCGAACUGCUGCGCGGCCCGCCGUCGGCGUCGCGCGUCGCCGACGCCGCCCUCAGCCAGCCGCUGUGCGUGGCGCUGCAGGCGGCGCUGGUCGACGUGCUGCGCGAGGAGUUGGGCGUGGGGGUUGGUGUCGGUGUUGGCGUCGCGGCCGUCGCGGCCGUCGCGGGCCACUCCAGCGGCGAGAUGGGCGCGGCCUACGCGGCGGGACUGCUGUCGCGGCGCGCGGCCGUGGCGCUGGCGUGGGCGCGCGGCGUGUGCGCGGCGCGCGUCGAGGCGGCGAGGGACGUGGACGGCGCCAUGUUGGCGGUGAGGGCGGGCGGCGCGGAGGUCGCUGGAUGGCUAGAGGAAGCGCGGGGCCUGUCCGGGGCGGCGGUGGUGGCGUGUUUCAAUAGCCCGAGGAACUGCACGGUUUCGGGCGAUCGGAAGGCGCUGGAGGGGCUGAGGGCGGAGUUGGAGAGGCGGGGCGUGGGGUCGACGGUGUUGGGGGUCGGCGUCGCGUAUCAUUCGUGGCAUAUGCGGAGGAUUGCGGAUGAGUAUCGCGAGGCGGUGGUGGCGGCUUUGGCGGCUGAGGAUGGCCCUGGCGGGAAGACGGCGGCGGCUGGGGGUGCUGGGACGGGUGCUGGGACUGUCCCGUUCUUCUCGUCUGUGACGGGGAAGCUGCUGCGGCCGGAGGAGCUGGGGCCCGAGUACUGGGUGGAGAACCUGGUGUCGCCGGUGAACUUCACCGGGGCGGUGCAGAGCAUGAUCAGGAGCACGCGGGACGGGGCUGACGGGGCGGCGUUCGUGGACGCUUUCGUCGAGGUCGGACCGCACUCUGCGUUGCGGACCUAUCUCAUGGAGAUCUGCGCCGGCGAGAGCGUCCCGGUGAGCAUCCCGUACUCGACCAUGCUGCGCCGCAACACCGACGCCGUGGAGUCGCUCCUGACCGCCGCCGGCGAGCUGUGGUGUCUCGGGGCGGACGUGGAUGUCGACCGCGUCAACGGGACGGAGUCGGGCGCGAGGAUGCUGACCGACCUGCCGCCGUAUCCUUUCAACCACUCUUCCAGCUACUGGGCAGAGUCGGCCAUCACCAGGCAGUACAGGUUCCGCCAGCAGCCGCGGACAGACCAUCUCGGUGUGCCCUUUGCUGGUUCAGUGACGCCGCAGUGGAGGAACUUCCUCAAGUUGCGGGAGAACCCGUGGCUGGGUCAUUUCAAGAUCAAGUCGGAAAUUGUGUACCCGAAUGCCGGAUUGGUGGUCAUGGCCAUCGAGGCAAUCAAGCAGCUCGCCGAUGCCAGCGAGCACAUCUCGGCUUACGAGCUGCGCGAUCUCGCUUUCGGCGACCCUCUCCGCAUUGUCGACGGUGAAGGCGGCGCCGAGGUGGCGACGCAGGUGAGCCCGCCGACAUCCAAAGGGAGCUGGGCCGACUUCAGCAUCGUCUCGCGCUCCGACUCCGGCGACUGGACGCCACCGCACUGCCAUGGCAAGGUUCGCGUCAUCUACGCCAGCCAGCAGCUCACCGAGGCGGCGCAGACGGAGCGGCGAUGGGAGCAGAAGGAACUGGCCGCCCUCUACAACAGCGCCGUCACCGACUGCGGCAGGCCGGAGCCCGACUUCUACGCAACGCUUGAGGCGGCCAGUUACGAGUACGGCGCGGCGUUCCGGAACCUGGAGCGCCUUUACCUGGGCGACAAGGCCGGACGAGCCGUGGCGCGUGUUCCCGACACCAAGAGCCUGAUGCCGCAUCACUUCGAGUAUCCAACCGUCAUCCACCCCGCGGCUCUGGAUGCGUUCGUACAGAUGAUUUACCCCGCGCUGACCGAGUCCGGAUGCCCUCUCAUCACGUCCACCACCGCAACGCCCGUGGGCCUCGAGCGGCUCUACCUCUCCGCAGACGUGGCAUUCAAGGCGGGGGCUGAGUUUGACGUCUUCUCCAAGGGCGAGCGCACAAGCUCCGGCACGCGGCAAGUAUGCGUGUACGGGUUGCAGUCGACCUCGCCGGCACCGGCCGUCGUCAUCGAAGGGUUGCGCGUCGUGUCUGGCCCCACCGAAGCGGUCCACGGUCCCCCGACGCUCUGCUUCGACACCGUGUGGCGCGAGGACGUCGAUCUGCUCAGCCAGGAGCAAGUGGCGGCCGCCGUCUUCGCGCGCGCCGAGCCGGACCCGUUCGACGGCGCGCACUACGCCAUGCUGGACCUCGUGGCGCUGCCGUACCUCCAGGACGCGAUCGACUGGCUGGCGACAAACGAGGGCAGGCUGGACGGCAGAGACGGGGGCUUCCUCAAACUUUUUGCCGAAUGGAUGGCGGACAAGCUGCGCGAGAACGCGGCGGUGGUGGCGGGCCCGAAAGCGCUGAGGGAACAGGCGGCCAAGGCGGUGGUGGAGCUGCAGAACACCGAGGCCGGCGCGGUCACGGUGGAGCUGAUCCAUCGGGUGGGUGAGAACCUGAAGGGCAUACUGAGCGGCGACGUCGAGCCGUUGCAGGUCAUGUUGCAGAACGGGCUGCUGUACGAAUACUACCGCGUUGGCCUGGGAACCAGCUUCAACAGCAACGUCGCCGCGUACAUGGGCAUGCUCGCACACAAGGGCGCCGGUCAGCUCUCCGUCCUCGAGAUCGGCGGCGGCACUGGAGGCACGACGCGGCGCAUCCUCGACGCCAUUCGCAACCCCGACGGCACCUCGGGCGUCUCGCGCUACGUCUUCACCGACGUCUCGCCCGGCUUCCUGGGCAACGCGGCCACCAACUUUGAGCGCGACGCCAGCGUCAUGGAGUUCAAAACACUCGACAUCGAGGAGGACCCUGCCGCCCAGGGCUUCGAGCCGGGGACCUUCGACGUGCUGGUCUGCGCCAACGUGCUGCACGCCACGAAGCGUAUACGUGACACGCUGGCCCGCUGCCGCAAGCUCUUGAAGAAGGACGGGAAGUUGGUUCUGGCCGAGCUGACCGACAACCCCGUCUUCAUGGGCCUCAUGAUGGGACCGCUGCCCGGCUGGUGGCUGGGCGAGGAGGAUGGCCGCCACGGGGGGCCCAUCAUGACUGCAGCGAAGUGGGACGGCGCCCUCAAGGAUUCCGGCUUCACUGGCGUCGAGGUCCACAUCCGUGGCGACAAGGAUGCCCGGGACGGGAGUCCGACAGCCUUGAUCGUGUCGACGAGGAAGGACGAGCAGUGUACUGCCGCCCGCGACAAGAAGCCGGGGUUCUGUGUGCUGGUCGACGAUAGUGCCGGGGCAAAGAGCCUUGCCAGCGCGCUUGAGCAGCUUCUGGUCGCGCGUGGGGAAAGGGUUUCGAUCCUCACCUGGCCGGGCUCAGGGGUGUCGGCGUCUUCUGUGCGCGACUCGUACUGCAUCUGCCUCGUCGGGCUCCGGCCUGCCAUCCCCUUCAACGUCCCUGCUGGUACGUUAGCUGAGCUCAAACACCUGCUCGUCGGCGCCGCAGCCGUGUGUUGGGUGAGGCAGGAUACAAGCAGCAGCGCCCAGCACCACCCGCCAAACACCGUCUUGUCCGAAGACGCCGCCAGCAACAUCAUCACCGUGGAUCUAGACCCGACAACAGCCUCCCCGGCCGCCGACGCGUCCAGCCUGCACCGACUGAUCGACCUGCUCGCAUCCCGGCACAGCACGACUCUUGCUACUACCCCUCAGCAAGACACGUCGUACGCGAUCCGCAACGGCUUCGUGCAGAUCCCGCGUCUCGCCGCAGCAACUGCCCUCAACGACGCCGUCGCCCUCGCAUCCAGCCGCCAGUCCCCCGACACCACGAUCCAGCUCUCCCAAACGACCGACGCCCUCAAGCUCGCCAUCAAAACCCCCGGCCAGCUCGACUCGCUCAGCUUCGUCCACGACGACGGCCCCGCCUUCGCCUCGCCCCUACCGCCCGGCUGGAUCGAAAUCGCCGUCCACGCCGCCGGCGUCAACGCCCGCGACGCCGCCACCGCCCUCUCCGGCGGCGGCGCCACCACCUCCCUCGCCCUCGGCUGCAGCGGCAUCGUCACGCGCGUGAACAGCAGCAGCAACGGCACUACCACGAUCACAGGCACCGCCAUCCAACCAGGCGACCGCGUCGUCUGCUUCGCAGCAGCAUCAGAAAGCGGCGGGCUAUCCACGCGGGCGCGGCUGCCGGCUUACCUGGCUUCGCCGCUGCCCGCGGCCGUCGGCCUCGACGACGCGGCGGGCUGGGCGGUGCCGCACGCCGUGGCGCACCACGCGCUGGUGCGGGUGGCGCGGCUGCGGCCGGGGGAGACGGUCCUCGUGCACGCCGCGGCCGGGGGCGUGGGCCAGGCGGCCGUCGCGCUCGCGCGCGGGCUGGGCGCCGACGUGUUCGUCACGGCCGGGUCGGACGCGAAGAGGGGGGUUUUGGUGGACGCGUGCGGGGUGCGUGCGGACCGCGUGUUUGGGAGUCGGGGGGAUCGGGCGUUUGCGAGGGCGGUUGAGAGGGCGACGGGCGGAAGGGGCGUGGAUGUUGUUCUUAACUCGCUGGGAGGGGAGUCGCGAAGGCUGUCGUGGGGCUGUCUGGCUGAGUUUGGCCGCUUUUUGGACAUUGGCGACUGGGACGGUCUGGAUGUGCUUCCCUCACUGAAGAACCGAUCGUACUUCCGCAUCGACCUCUACGAGCUCGUCAAGAAGGAAAGCAAGGUCUCAAAGUCCAUCAUGGACAGUGUCUCCAAGGCAUUGGAUACCGGCAACGUCAGGACUGCAAAGCCGUUGUCGGUGUAUGGAGCCGGGAAAAUCGAAACCGUCUUCCGCUACAUGCAGACGGGCGAGCACAUGGGCCAGACCGUCAUCAGCAUGGUAACCGACGAUCAAGUCAAGUACACGCCGUCUCCUCCACGCAUCACUCUACGCCAGGACGCAACAUACAUCCUCGCGGGCGAAUUCGCAGGCGCUGGCCGCGAGCUGGCAAGAUGGCUGAUCUCGAGGGGCGCGCAUCACCUCGUUUUCCUGUCCGAAAGCGCCGCCAGCCACCGAGCCAACGAAGCCCAUGUCCAGACCCUCAAGGACAACCACGGCAUCGAAGCGGCCGCUAUCCUAGCCGACAACAAGACUUCUCUGGACGCGGCGGUCCAAAGCAUUCAAAGCUCGCCGCUUCCCGCCAAGGGCGUCAUCAUCGGCGACAUGAUGCCAGAGUCGCAGCAGCCCGACAGCACUUCAGCCGCAUACCACGAGCUGCACACAGCAUUAGGUGCCGCUGCCGCUCCGGCCGACUUCACCGUGCUCCUCUCCUCCGGCCCAGAAGCAGCAGCAGCAGCAGCCUCCUUCCCCAACAACGCCCGUAGCAGCACCCAGCAGAGCCACCGCACCCUCUCCCUCACCCUCGGUCUCGGCACCAAGAGCAGCCUACGCGCGCCACCCCUCCGCGACGUCGAAGCCGCAAUCGAAGCCGCCCUGCUACACCUGCCGGACGACUCUUCCUCCCACAACACCAGCAGCGCCGCAUUCGGCCCCAUCACCCUCGUCAGCCCACCACUCAGCAACGACGACGACGACGACCCCUCCGCCGCGCACCUCCGCUCCCCGCGCUACGGCCCACUACGACAGGCGCACCACCGCCUCGGCACCACCACCACCACCUCCUCCACAACCCCCGCCCCCAACGCCACCCCCAACGCAAGCUCGUCCCUCCACGCCGAACUAACCCAACUCCCACCAGCCGGCGCCACCGCCUCGAACGACGACGACAAUUCGAACGCCAACGCCAUCGCAGCCCUCGUGACGCACCACCUCCGCGCCCGCAUGGCCCGCCUGAUGAUGGUGCCGGCCGACGAGGUGGACGCGCAGCGCCCGCUCGGCGCGUACGGCGUCGACAGCCUCGUCGCGGCCGAGCUGCGCAACUGGCUCGCCGCCGAGACGGGCGUCGACGUCGGCGUGGCGCGGCUGACGGCGGCGGACGUGCCGUUGGGGGCGGUGGCGUGGGAUGUUGCGAGGGAGAGGGCGGGGGCGGGGGGGAAGUAA
Molecule: messenger RNA, 7752 nt
Organism: Diplodia corticola
Lineage: Eukaryota; Fungi; Ascomycota; Dothideomycetes; Botryosphaeriales; Botryosphaeriaceae
Product: polyketide synthase
Exons: 13
Coding region: 1-7752 (2583 amino acids)
Biological process (GO): fatty acid biosynthetic process; secondary metabolite biosynthetic process
Molecular function (GO): oxidoreductase activity; fatty acid synthase activity; 3-oxoacyl-[acyl-carrier-protein] synthase activity
Source: RefSeq, a predicted model, not a curated record